GGCUACGGGCCUGCGGUUUUUUUUUUUUUUUUUUUUUGUGGGGUUUUUAUUUUAUUUUAUUUUAUUUUUAAAGAAAAGCAAUGACAGUUUCACUAGUGGAAGAAGUUUGAUACUCUGUUAAUGAUAAAAUAACGUGGAAGGGAACAAGCAUCCUACAAUAAGGCAUACGAUCAUCUGUAGCUGAACUUCUGCUGCUACAAAACUGCAAUCCAGAUUUCCUGAUCUAGCAAAAGAUAAUCCCUCUUGUCUAUAUUCAACUAUUACGUUUGCUUAAAUACAUUCUACCACUAUAAAAAAACGAAAGAGACAGAGAGAAAGAAGUAGAAAUGGCUUAUGCAGAUAUAACUGCUCUUCUUGAAAACCUUGAGUUUCUACUGCAAUCCGAUCCACAUCCCAUCCUUCAUUACAAGGAACAAGUUGAGUUUCUCCACGACAAAGUCAAUCUUCUGCGAGGCUUUCUGGAGGAAUCUGAGAAGAGAUAUGAUCGUGGAAGCAUGAAACAUUUGGAACUGGAGAUCAGAGAUGUGUUCUAUAAAGCAAGAAAAGUCAUUGAUUCAAAACUGUUAAAUGUUUAUGCAGCCAAAAGUGCAAAAAGUUGGAAAAAGGCUCGGAGGAUCCUUCGCCGGAGUUUGCGAAAAUUAACAGAGAAAGUUGAUUUUAUACUGAAAAAACUCAAUAAAAUUAGUCAAAAAAGAAAGAAUGCUGCCAGCGCAGAUUUACAAGCUGGAGAACCUGUGCUUGGCGGUUUAUCUCGCCGUGUAUACAUGGAAAACCAUGUUGUGGGUCUUAAUAAUGACUUGCAAAUAGUUAAAGAUCGACUCACUCAGUCACCUUUGAGACUGGAAACGAUCCCCAUAGUAGGGAUGGGAGGCGUAGGAAAGACAACUCUAGCUAGAAGACUUUAUGAGGAUCCUUCUAUUGUACUUCACUUUCAUGUUCGUUUGUGGGUAACUGUUUCUCAAGACUUUCAAAUCAGAAUACUUUUGCAAGAUCUUUGCCAGCUUGGUAAUGAUAAUGAGAUGAAUAAUGCAGACUUAGCUGAGCAUCUAUACAAAAGUUUAAAGGGCAGGAGGUAUCUAAUUGUUUUGGAUGAUAUUUGGUGUACUGAGGCAUGGGAUGCUGUAAAAAGCAUUUUUCCAGAUGAUAACAAUGGAAGUAGAAUCAUAUUAACUAGCCGGCUCAAGGAGGUGGCUGUUCAUGCUAACCAUGAAAAACCUCAUCACAUCAAGCUUUUAGACCCAGUUGACAGUUGGAAAUUACUGCAUCAGAAGUUGUUUGUUGAUGAAAGAUGCCCCCAAGAGCUGGAGGAAGUUGGAAAAGAAAUUGCAGCAAAAUGUCAAGGACUACCUCUGGCAAUUGUUGUGGUUGCAGGGUAUCUCCUAAAAAUUGACAGGACACGAGAUUGCUGGGAUAAUUUUGCGGAUAGUGUGGCUUCGUAUGUAACUGGAGACCCACAACAGUGUUUAGACAUAAUUGCAUUGAGUUACAACCAAUUACCUCCUCCUUUGAAAGCAUGCUUCCUUUAUUUUGGAGCCUUCCCUGAAGAUCGUGAAAUCCCAGUGUCAAGACUGAUUUACUUAUGGGUUGCUGAGGGGUUUCUAAAGCAAGUGACAGGGAAAAGCUUGGAAGAGAUAGCUGAAGAAUGUUUGAUGGAUCUCAUCGAUAGAAACUUAAUUCUGGUCAGGAGAGUGUCCUAUGGCAGAAUAAAAACAUGUAUCAUCCAUGAUAUAUUGCGGGACUUGUGCUUGAGGGAAGCUGAGAAAGAAAAUUUCAUGCACGUGGUUAAUCACAACAGCCAUGUUUUUCAUGAAGGCAAAACCAAUGCGCAACGUCUCAGUUUCCAUAUGGAUUGUAGCUUCCCCAUUCUUUCUACCACUCACAUAGAUUCUGUUCUGUGCUUUAGUCGUUUUUCAAUGUACUCCUGUUUCAGGCACUCUGCAUUCAAGCUGCUCAAAGUGUUGGACAUCAUCCGCUCUGCAUUAAAUUGUUUCCCUGUUGAGAUUCUACAACUUGGUAACUUGAGAUUCCUUGCGUUAUCAGUCACUGAGCUUCCAUCAACUAUAUCCCACCUUUGGAAUUUGCAAACUCUGGUUCUUAACAUUUAUUCUGGAUGCACGACAUUACCAUGGAAACUGUGGACAAUGCAGCAGCUAAGGCAUCUCCAUUUCAAUUUCUGCAGUUUUCUGCCCAAUCCUGCAGGGGCAGAAAUUAAUGGACAAGGCGAUUUAGUCCUGCGGAACCUACAAACACUCUCCAAAUUGAGCUUCUCAAGUUGUACCAUGCAAGUAAUUGCUAGCCUUCCAAAUCUAAAGAAGUUGGGAUUAUAUGAAACUGCAGAAGCACACGUAACUGAAAAACUUUGGCUUGAUCGUGUCUUCCCAUCUGGUAACUUGAUUAGUUCAGUUUACCCCAUUCAGAGCAACUGCUGGUCCUAUAUCAGUAAUGUUGCUCAACUACAUCAACUUGAAAUAUUAAAACUGAACUUUAUAAACUUAUUUGCUGAAGAAAGACAAUGGGUUCCCUGUGUGGAUGAAUUUCCACCAAACCUGAAGAAGUUGACUCUAAGUUCCAGCUACCUACCAUGGAAAGAUAUGAAUGUUCUUUCUAUGUUGCCUAAUCUUGAAGUGCUCAAACUGAAAAAUAAUGCAUUUGUAGGAUCAGACUGGGAACAAUAUGAAGAGGGGUUUUCCCAGCUAAAGUAUUUGCUUAUUGAUAAGACAGAUCUUGUCCAUUGGAGAGCAACCAGUACUCAAUUUCCUAGUCUUAAGCACCUUCGCCUUUUUCGCUGCCGCUGCCUUAGAGAAGUUCCUCUUGAUUUUGCUGAAAUUCCUUAUCUCCAGAUAAUUGAUGUAUACGGUUCCUAUGAUGCUGUUAGGUCAGUUAUGCAAAUUAAACAAGAACAAGAAAGUGUGGGAAAUGAUGAUCUCCUUGUUCGUUUUGACUCUGCAGUUUAAGAAGAGGAAUGAGACAUUGUUUCUCACUGGGAAGUUUCUAAAAGUAGGACAAGGCUACCUCCAAAUAGACAUCCCAGGAAGAUGCUCGUAAAAAUAUGAAAAAGGGCCACAAGACUGCAUCUUGCACACAUCCUCAGUAAGAUUACAGAAAUUUCAUUUAACUUGACACUGUUGAUAGAGGAUGCAUCAGCAUCCAGUAGGUGUACAAUGGCAGACUGCAUCUUGCACACAUCCUCAGUAAGAUUACAGAAAUUUCAUUUAACUUGACACUGUUGAUAGAGGAUGCAUCAGCAUCCAGUAGGUGUACAAUGGCAUACUUUAAGCAUGCGUUUAUAAUAAUGACAUCUUGUUUUACUUGGAAAUACUGCUUUUCUGUUGUUUCACUUCAUAGGGUCACCUUUUAUUUAGCUUAGGAAAGAUAAAAAGUUGGUGCAUUGUGAACGUUUUGAAAAGUUGGUUAUCUUCUGUUCUUCUAUAGCAGUGCCUCUCUUUUGCUUCCUCAAGCUAAUGCUGUUAAUUAUUUGUUUAUAUGAAUCAAGUAGAUCUGUUGUAACACCCUGCGCCCACGGGCUGGCCCAAUAACUUUUUGAGCUGAAACCACGAGCUCAGAGUGGUUAACCCAAAGUUAUUAGUAACCCAACGGGGCGGACAUUAUUUCCUUUCCUUUUCCUUCUCCAUCCCGACGCGGGAUGGAUGUAUGGGGUAUCACACUCACCCCCACCUAAGGACUUUGCAUCCUCGCAAAGCCUGUACGUCUGUCCGACAUUAGGAUGGAGAAGGAAAAUGAAAGGGAUUAUAACGUCCGGCCCGUUGGGUUACUAAUAACUUUUUGUUAACCAUUUUGAAUUCGUGGUUUCAGCUCAAAAAGUUAUUGGGCCAUCCCGUGGGCAUGGGGUGUUACAUCUGUAGAAAAUAGGAGCUGAAAGUACUUUAGUACUCUUUUUAUAGUUGUCUGAAUGACCAGCAGUAAUCCUCUUAAAGGAGAUAGUCAUCUUAAUAUUGCUACAUUUUGAAGAUACUUUAUAUGUUUCUCAGAAGUAGGUGGGAUUAUCAAUCUUUAUAGGGAGAUCUACAUGAUACCUCUUGAAACGAUAUUGAAGUUUGGUAAUUAACGUCUCAAUUGUUCUCAUUUCUUUGUAUAGUAUACACAUGAUUUACUGUCUUAUCAGAAAAUAAAAAGUAAGAAAAUGAAAAAAGUCCAAGCUUUAUAAACUACCUAUAGAAGUCACUUAGGAUGUUCUUUCCAUGUGGUUCUCAAAGCUAUCCACUCGUGGAGGAGAUAUGGACAAGUAAAUGAGAAGGAAAUUUGAACAAUGACUGUUAAGACUUUAGGUGACUCAGAUUUCUGUUUCUUCUGUUUCCAUUGCAUGUGAACCUGUCCAGUGAAGUUGUUGGCUCCCCCAAUUCUUCUCCUGGCUUAAUUACUUCAACAUACCACAAUUAGAAAAGAUGUGAUUGAGUUGCUUGGCCUUGAAUUCCUCUAGGUGCAAUUACCUAAGAGCUGGUAUACUUCAGGUUGCAUCACCUGGGAAUUUCGGCUGUUUCCAGAGUGAGAAAGAUGGCUUUAUCUUAGUAACAACGAGGAUAGACAAAAGCCAAUUGCCAGAUCAAGCAGUUUACUACUUGAAAUUUGAUUAUUUUCUUAUUGAUCCAGAAACAAGUGUACUCAUUGCCUUCACCUUCAUCUCGUACAAUUUGAUUGCCUGACUGACUAGUAUACUUGCACGGAUGCCUUUUAUUUUGUCCUAAAUUUUUUAACUCUAUGAACUUAUUUACACCUUUUGCCAUCAAGCCUUUUCCUGUAAUGUUAAUUGUAUUGUGCCUUGAGGACAUAUUUUUGUCAAGCUAUAUGAUAUUCUUCCUGCUGGUCAUCUGUAAGGUAGUACAGAACAUUGAAAAUCAUAGGUGAUUAAUCUCACAGACAAAUCUCAGUUAUGUUUUUGUCUUGUACUGAUUUGUUUGCCUAUCUAACUCUGGUGCACAAUUUGUUAAUUUUUGUUGAUGGAAUGUUGGUACAUGGUGGAAUGGUUAGUUGGUCUGUAGUCCAACUAAAUGAAAUCACCCCUUCUUUCAGAGCUGAAGAAAGCUGCCUUUCAUAUGAUGCAGGUUUUGAAAGAAGAUUUAGGAGUAUAUCUCUGCAAUUUUCUAUCUUUGACCAUGUAUUUGAGAAGGUUAGUAGCAGUCACUUUGUAGCAAAAAGGAAUGAAAACAGUGGGAUGGAUGGGAUUCUGUAGGGGAAUUGGAUUGCUAAGAGACAAGAACAACAAGAGACUUGAACCGAUUAGUAGCGAAGUAAAUUUGUUCGCUCUACUUGGGAUGGCUUCUGAUCUUGUAUGAUCAAAUUCUGAUGUACUUGCAAUGUGAUUUCUGUCAUCUAUCUAGAUUUACAAUUACCAGUUGCCUAUGGUUAAAAUAAAACAUACAAAUUGGAUCAAAACUCCUUGGUGUCUAAACUGUUAACCUUUUGCAGUUGGUUAAAAGUUAAUCCAAGUUUGAAUUAAAGUAAAUUAAUGUGAUUGAUUUUAAUGGUCAGGUUUCUGGAUUGCCAUUUCAAUUUGCCCCCUUGAGAUAUGCUAGAUCAACGAGUGCUGCACUCUCUCUGUGGUUGAUGAGACGCCAAAGACGCGUAUCUGUGUUUGCUGCAUAAGGGAACAAUGCCAUCACACCCCAGCAUAAAAUUCAACGUAAGAUGAUUUUACUUCCUAUAGGGGAUUGUGUUUGUCGCUAAACCAUAUUGGUGUUUGGUACCUUCAGAUUUAAUCUUAUAAGUAGGAUUAGUGUAACAGAAUCUCUGCAGGAGCAAGUGUAUUAUAAAUCCUUGUCACGUGUUCAACGAGAACUUGUAAAUUUUAAGAUACUUUUUAUGUGUCAAAACUCUUGAAUCGUUUGUAUAAACUAGAACUUUAUAUUUAA
Coffea arabica (coffee) is the source of this 5867-nucleotide messenger RNA. RefSeq names its product putative late blight resistance protein homolog R1B-16. Gene Ontology annotation, molecular function: ADP binding. The record is from RefSeq and is a predicted model, not a curated record. NCBI's taxonomy places the organism in Eukaryota, Viridiplantae, Streptophyta, Magnoliopsida, Gentianales, Rubiaceae. Gene Ontology annotation, biological process: defense response to other organism.